Hansenula anomala is the source of this 1026-nucleotide messenger RNA. It is a transcript of the gene CIA1, whose product is annotated as iron-sulfur cluster assembly protein CIA1. The transcript has a single exon. Gene Ontology annotation, biological process: iron-sulfur cluster assembly. The record is from RefSeq and is a predicted model, not a curated record. Gene Ontology annotation, molecular function: protein binding. Lineage: Eukaryota; Fungi; Ascomycota; Saccharomycetes; Phaffomycetales; Wickerhamomycetaceae. Bases 1 to 1026 code for a protein of 341 amino acids. Gene Ontology annotation, cellular component: cytosolic [4Fe-4S] assembly targeting complex.
AUGACAGUGGAGAUAGAGCUAGUGAAGUCAAUUCCUGCACAUAAAGACAAAGUUUGGACAGUAGCAAUUCACAAGAAAUUACCUUUGUUGGCUACUGUUUCAACAGAUAAGACAUGCAAAAUCUUUGAUCUGAAUACAAUGGAGCAAAUUGCAGAAUUAGAUGAUACACACAAGACAAGUAUUAGAUCAGUCUCCUGGAAACCAACUGGAGAUGAGCCUUCAUUGGCGUGCGGCUCAUUCGACUCUACCAUCUCAGUUUGGGGUCAAGAUUAUGAUGAGUGGUCAUUGCUAGCUGUGAUUGAAGGGCAUGAAAAUGAAGUUAAAGGUGUUAGUUGGUCAAAAGAUGGAAAUUUUUUAGCAUCAUGCUCAAGAGAUAAAAGUAUAUGGAUCUGGGAAGCUGAUGAUGCCAACGAAGAAUUCGAGUGUAUCAGUGUUUUACAAGAGCAUUCACAAGAUGUUAAACAUGUUAUAUGGCACCCAUACGAAGAUCUUCUUGCUUCUUCUUCUUACGAUGAUACUAUAAGGCUGUGGAAAGAGGAUGACGAUGAUUGGACCUGCGCUGCUCAGCUCAAUGGGCACCAAGGUACCGUUUGGAGUUCUGAUUUUGAAAAAUCGGAAACAUCUGUGAGGUUGGUCAGCGGUAGUGAUGAUUGCACAGUCAAAGUUUGGAAAAGAGUAUCAAGUACAGACAGUGACUCUUUCAGAGGUGAUGCUACAGAGGUAUGGGAGCUGGAAUCAACUUUACCUGAACUCCAUUCAAGAGCAGUUUACUCUGUUAGCUGGAGUGAACAAUCUGGUAGAAUUGCCAGUAUAGGCUCAGACGGUCAAUUGAUCAUAUACGAGGAACAGAAGAGUAGUAAUGGUGAUAGUAAAUGGCUGGUUGUUGCAACCAGAGAGCUCGCUCAUGGUGUUUAUGAAGCCAACACUGUUGAAUGGUGUAAAAGCUUCACAGAUGGUGGAUCUGAGAACUUGAUCACAGGUGGUGAUGAUGGUAACGUUAAUGUUUGGAGUAUUCCAUUGAAAUAG